UGUUACCCAGGCAACAGACUCAGAGCUCUGGGCUAUUUUCUGAGCCUAGCCUGCGACCAGAAAACUGACCCAGAACAUGGACCUGGAAAAUAUGGAACCCAAAUAUACAGAAACUGAAAACAUGAAAUCAGAAAAUAUGAAAACUGAAACUAUUUCUUCAGUUUCAACUCUGCAAGCCCUUUCUAAGCUACUUUAUCCUGAAGAGGAUGAUUUUGAGUCAGAACAGUUUAAUUGUUCAUCUGUGAUUGGAGCCAUGGGUCCUGGGCAUAUUGGACCACCAAAACAAGAAGAGCUUAAAGUUAUUCCUCAAACCAGUGAUGAAACUAGUGAGGCCAUCUGGAAUCCAGAAGAAGUUCCAGAAGGAGCAGAGCAUGCUGACAUGUGGGAUGUUAGAGAAAUACCAGAGUAUGAUAUUAUAUACAAACAACAUGUGGGAACUGAGGAUAUAUUCCUAGGAUUGACAAAAAAGGACACUUCAACAGCGUGUUGUGAGGAUCUAGUGGUUAAAAUUAAACUGCCAAAUACAAACUCUUCUGAAAUUAAAAUUAAUGUCCAGGAAAUGAUCCUUGACCUUUGUACUCCUGAUAAGAAACUGUUGCUGAACCUUCCCCAUCCUGUGGAUUGCAACAGCGCCAAAGCUUUCUAUAUCCUGGAAACUGAAACUCUUGAAGUUACUGUAAAUUUAAAGAGAGAGUUGGAUUUUGUUAAUUUUUUCUGAAACUGCAUGAAUAAGGGAGAAA
Molecule: messenger RNA, 740 nt
Organism: Pteronotus mesoamericanus
Lineage: Eukaryota; Metazoa; Chordata; Mammalia; Chiroptera; Mormoopidae
Gene: DNAAF6
Product: dynein axonemal assembly factor 6
Exons: 7
Coding region: 77-718 (213 amino acids)
Biological process (GO): axonemal dynein complex assembly; flagellated sperm motility
Cellular component (GO): cytoplasm
Molecular function (GO): dynein intermediate chain binding; protein-folding chaperone binding
Source: RefSeq, a predicted model, not a curated record